AUGGAACUUAUGAGUCUCGCUGCUGUCGGGGGAAGUACUGCUUCCUCUCUUUUCCCUAACCUUAUGGCUGACCGCAUGUUUCCUACCGUCCUCGCCAGUGUUCGUGGAAACGAGGAGCGUUCAGGCAGCACGCAGGCUGAUAUCUCGAGGCUUAGGGCGCCAGUACCUCCCUAUCGUUAUGCUGCCCGUUCUACGCCAUGGCCGUGGAUGGAUCCUGAUGUGGAUGACAGUGAAAUCUUUUUUCCCGGUGGAUUCAUGUUCUCCACGGAUUCAUGGAGGCAAUACCCUCAGAACGUACCCAAGGAUUUGGCGCCAGACCAAGUUCGGGAGAGCGGGAUGUUUACUAGUUGCGCACACUCUCAGCUCUGUUCAGUUUAUAUUGUAGACGUGAGCGAUGACGGACAUUGCAACAAAGCCUCUGCUAUGGACAUCGCCGCUGAUAAUGUCAACGCACAAGCAUUCUGGAAAACCUUGCAGCAGCCACUACCAGAUGGCGUUCGAAUCAGGGCUUUUUUUGUCGAAAAUCUAUCCAUGUCUGUCUUACAGAUGCUGGGAACUGCAUACAAAAUUGAACCUUCGUUUUUCUCUUCCUUGACAAACUGGGUACCUUCACGAUAUCAAGAAAAUGUUGGCCACGAAGACCAUAUAACCGUUGUUCUCCCAUUUGUUCGCACGAUGCAGAAGCCUGAAGCUAGCUCAUCACUAGGUGAUCCAUCCAAUGAGGCUCAAGACAUUGAUCCUCAAGUACCCUUGGACCUAAUUGAUGGGAUUGUGUUUCAGGACCUUCUGGCUAUCCACAUGGUCCGCUCAAGGAGAUGCAAUACCAUCAUAUCAUGUCACUCUUUGCCUAAUUCGGAGAGGACAUCUGGAACGCAUAUUCAGUCAUUCGUGCAAAGAACUUGGGAUAAUAUGCACCGGUCCAAGACCUUCACGAACUCGAAAGAUCCGACAUACCACUUUCUUGCUAUACUAUACUUUGCCAUGUAUGCAUGGGACGAGGCAUUCGAAGCGAUACACCGUUACAUCGACAAACUAGAAUAUGGAGUUUUGGAAACCGCUGAUAUACACCCACUGGCUUGUAAACGUCAUGAAGUACAAGCGCACUUGUCCUAUUAUCAGCAGCUGCUUCUGGAAUUCCACGAGUCCGUUGAAUUCAUAAAAUGGCUGCCAAAUCCAGUGAUGGAAGCUGAAACAGAGCGAGAGGAGUCUACAAAAUUUGUAAAAAGCGAGGCUGACAAACUGUCGCGUGAAAUACGCCAGCUACGUUACCAAAUACUCAUGCAAUCCGCUCGUUUGAGGAAUAUCACGGAGCUAUUCGCCUACUUCGCAAUGGUCUUCUUCCCUGGAAUCUUUAUGGCAAAGGUUUUCGAAAUGAACGUUGUGGAGAUCAAUCCUGGUAGUCGCGAAACUCUUCGCCACUUCGCAGAGGCCACGGUCGCGCUAACUCUCGUGACCGCAUGGCUGGUAAUUGCUCUACAAACAUAUAGUUCUUUCUGGCUUCCUGGCAGCGGGCUUUGGAGGCGUCUAGCGUGGCCAAUGUUCUACAUUGCCGCACUCACCAAGCGCGCCUACCUAAUAAUAGCGCGCAAGCUCUAA
This is a messenger RNA of Pisolithus orientalis, 1596 nucleotides long. RefSeq lists its product as uncharacterized. The transcript is spliced from 10 exons. The record is from RefSeq and is a predicted model, not a curated record. The coding region runs from base 1 to 1596 and encodes 531 amino acids. Lineage: Eukaryota; Fungi; Basidiomycota; Agaricomycetes; Boletales; Pisolithaceae.